Venturia canescens is the source of this 652-nucleotide messenger RNA. RefSeq names its product ribosomal protein L27A (gene RpL27A). Gene Ontology annotation, biological process: translation. The record is from RefSeq and is a predicted model, not a curated record. Gene Ontology annotation, molecular function: structural constituent of ribosome. Gene Ontology annotation, cellular component: cytosolic large ribosomal subunit; ribosome. The transcript has 7 exons. Bases 91 to 537 code for a protein of 148 amino acids. Lineage: Eukaryota; Metazoa; Arthropoda; Insecta; Hymenoptera; Ichneumonidae.
UUUCGCCGCUAGAGGAACUUCCGGAUAAAAUUUGUGUAUCGCUCUUGCGUGUUGAUCGGGAGUUCGGGAGUUCUUCACGCCACAACCAAGAUGUCGACACAUAAGAAGAAGACGAGGAAGCUCCGUGGACACGUAAGCCACGGUCAUGGUCGUAUCGGCAAGCACAGAAAGCAUCCCGGUGGUCGCGGUAACGCCGGAGGUCUUCACCAUCAUCGAAUUAAUUUCGACAAAUACCAUCCUGGAUACUUUGGAAAGCUCGGUAUGAGGAACUACCAUUUGCGUAAAAACACUAAAUGGUGCCCAUCCCUCAACCUGGACAAACUCUGGACACUCGUUUCUGAACAGACGAGGCUAAAGUACAAAGAUGCUCCCAACGGCAAAGCCCCAGUUAUUGAUCUGGUUAAAGCUGGUUAUUACAAGCUUUUGGGUAAGGGACGUCUUCCCAAGCAACCUGUAAUUGUAAAAGCCAAAUUCUUCAGCAAACUUGCAGAAGAUAAGAUCAAGGCUGUUGGAGGUGCCUGUGUUCUUUCUGCAUAAAUCUUGUGUCGAUCCUGUGUGGCCACUUUUCUUACGGAUUACAAGAACUGAUCCGGGACGUUGAGUACAAUUGUCAACCUUGUACAAUUCUAUAAUAAAAUUGAAAAAAAAUGUA